Capsella rubella is the source of this 581-nucleotide messenger RNA. RefSeq lists its product as uncharacterized. The transcript has a single exon. The coding region runs from base 146 to 403 and encodes 85 amino acids. NCBI's taxonomy places the organism in Eukaryota, Viridiplantae, Streptophyta, Magnoliopsida, Brassicales, Brassicaceae. The record is from RefSeq and is a predicted model, not a curated record.
CAAAGCAAUCUCCAAAAGACCACAUUUUGUCUCCAUCAUUAACUUAUAAUAACAUCAAACUCACAACACAUACAAACCAAAAACCAAGCAUCAUAGAAUCAUAAAUCAGAAUCUCUCCAUUCAUCAAAGAAUCCAAACAAAAAAAAUGGUGAGAGAAAGAAGAAAGACAGAGAAACCAGAAGAACAAGAAGAAGUUGUAGUAGAUCAAGAAGAGAAGGUGAAGCCAAGAAAAAGAAGUGUGAGCAGAAGAAACAUGCAAUCUUUGGUGAUCGGACUUGUUGGUGCUGCGUUGACUCUUGGUGCUUAUUCUCAGACUUAUGUUGAUCCUGGCAAGUCUCUUGGUGCUGGUCUCUUCGUACUCUUCUUUGGUUUGCUUGUUAGUGAAGGGUUCAUCUCUCUUUGAAAAAUCAAUGUUUCUGUAUAACCUUUUUAUUUUGUUUUCUAUGUAUGUUAUAAAUAUACAUUUCUAUGAGUAUCUUGUUUCAUUUUUAUUAUGAUAUGUUUGGAUCUUGAACUUUCAAGAUUUCUUUUUCUUUUUGUCUUGUAAGAAUAUGUUUUGAUCUUCGAGACCAUAUUAAUUU